AUAAAACUGAUGAUUACACCGAAGUUAUGUAGGUUUUUUCUUUUAAAAUUUUCAUUCAUAAUUAAAAGACGUGAUUAGAAUUUGUUCAGUAUACUUUCUACUUAGAAAUUCUACUUAUAAUUAAUCACGUUUCAAAAAAUUAAAAGUAUCACUGUUUUUUAAAGUUGCAUAACUUUAUCUUCUCACAAAAGUAUAUUAAUUAGACAAAAGUAGAUACAUUUUACACUAGAACAAAAAUAUUCAUCAUGUUGAUACGAUUGAAUUUACUCGUCAUAUUGGUGCUACUUCACUUAAUCUUGUGUUUAUCUGAGAUAAAAACCCAAAAUCCCGAAGUCAGUGACAUCCGUCUACCUCAAGGAAUAGAUUCCAGCUCCAGUCGAUCAUUGUAUGGAAGAUAUUCACAGAGGAAUUGUUUACUGUUAUAUACUGGAAUAUAUCAACAAGGUUAUAGGAUGGAAGUGUGUUACAGUACUGGACAGUUAACACUAUAUCAAAUGUGGAAUACACAAUCUAUAUGUGCUCCUUGGGGUUCAUGGUAUGGAUAUCCAAUCUAUUGGCUGGUAUACGAACGACCUCAAUUCACCGGUUCAUAUAUUUACUUCACCCCAGGUGCAUGCGUGGAUAAUAUAAGGCAAUAUGGAUUGCAAUCAGUGUCAUCUGUACUUCUAUGCCUCCAGAUAUCUUCGUAUCAAUCCUACAACUAUUACCCUCAAUUGACUUGUUACUAUCCACAACAGUCAUGGAGACAGUACACUCCAAUAUCGAGUAUGAAUAGUGGUAAUUCUCAAGCAUUCCCAAUAGCACUUGCUCAAAAAAGUUUAAAUAAUCAAACUAAUGGAUAAAUGUCAACUCCGAGUAUGAAUGAGUCAGAAGGAGAAGAGAGUUUAGAUGAUGAGGACUCUGAAUAAAAAUUUUGUAACCAUGUUUCUUUCCACAAAAGUUCGUUUUUAAGAAAGUCUAUUUUUUUUAAGUGAGUGGUGUAGAUUAAUUUAAGUAGACGAAUAAAAUUCCCCAUGGUUUUACGU
Molecule: messenger RNA, 1025 nt
Organism: Trichobilharzia regenti
Lineage: Eukaryota; Metazoa; Platyhelminthes; Trematoda; Strigeidida; Schistosomatidae
Source: the annotation of a GenBank genome assembly